UAUAUGAAUGUUUUACAAGAUUUUAGUGACAAAAAAAAAAAAAAAUUGUAACAAAAAUAAAAUUUUAGUGACCAAAUGAUACAAAAUAUUAAAAACAUUUUAAUUCAAAGACUAUAACAGCUUUCAGUUUUUUUUCGAAAAUCAUAACAAAGUACUAAAAGAAGAAUAACAAAGUACUAAAAGAAGAAUAACAAAGUACUAAAAGAAGAAUAACAAAGUAUUAAAAGAAGAAUAACAAAGUACUAAAAGAAGAAUAACAAAGUACUAAAAGAAGAAUAACAAAUUACUAAAAGAAGAAUAACAAAAUACUAAAAGAAGAAUAACAAAGUACUAAAAGCGGAAGAGAAAAUAAAAUGACGGAUUAUUCACAUUCCCCGCAACAUAAAAAAUGGAUAAAAAAAAGAAAACACACAGCCAUUGCAUUUGCAAUUCAAAGUUUGAUUUUAGGCAUAGAAUACAGUGUAACACUGUCAACUCUUUGGUUAUAUAUAAAAGAACUAGUAAAUACCGAAUCACCGAAAUUGUUUUACACAUUAGUAUCUGUUAUGUACACACUGUCAUUCUUCUUAAGUACUCCGAUUAUUGGAAGAAUAGUUGAUCGCACUCGUCAGGUUCAAGUUUGGUUUUUUAUCUGCAACUGCUUUUUAAUUUUUGGAAAUUUAUUUUAUAGUCUUCAUUUUUCACCUUGGUUUUUAGUGAUUGGCAGAUUUUUAUCAGGUUGCUGUGGUUUGAGUUCUGUUAUUUGUGCCGAGAUCAUUAGAAGUUAUCCAUCUAGUGAAACAAUUUUUCAGUUAUCAAUACAAUCAUUAGCUUUUAACUCUGGAUUUAUAAUAGGACCUUGUAUUAACAUUUUGUUUUUAAAAAUCGAUUUUUAUAUUGGAUAUUGGCAUUUAAAAAACUUCAAUUUUAUUGGAAUAUUUAUGAGCAUAGUUUGUUUAAUAAUGUGUUUACUUUCGUUUUUAAUGGUUCACAAUUUAUCGAAGGAAUUUGAUUUAAAAGGACAUGAAGAAAAAAAAGCUAAAAGCUUUGAUAUUACUAAUAUCGAAUUAUUUGGAGAGUCUCUAUUAUCCUUAAACAAUUCUGAUGUGAUCUUUGAUUUAAACAAAGAAUCUAUUGAAAUGUUACCGCUACUCAAUUCUACAAAACUUCAGAUUAGUAAUGAAACAGCUAGUUCAUUACCUCAUUUAAAUAUUUUUAUAAUUUUUAAAUUGCUUUUUACAUCAUUUGAUACGUCGUUGUUGUUGUUUAGUACGUUUUUUAUUCUACUUUUUCUCGUUACUUAUGACAUGUGGAUUCCGUUGUUUAUUAUAGACACUUUAAAAUUGUCUCUUUUAGAACUUAACAUUUGUAUUUUUGGUACAGGAAUAAGUUCUGUUUUAAUUCUGUUCUUUUGUAUAGUCAAACCAAUAUCCGAAGAAAAAAUGUUUAUCGUGGUUUUGAUUGGACUGUUUGGUAUUUGCAUAAUUAACGUGAGUUACAUUGUUUUGAAAUACUUUAAUUCUAAACCACUACAACUAAUUUUUGGCAUCGCAUUCAUGAUUAAUUUUGCUGGAGCAGGUAUAAUACCAGAGGUUUUUAUUACAAACACUUUAGCUAGAUAUGUUAGUUCAAAUAAUCAAGCUUUUGUGGAUGGCAUACGCAAUUCAAUGUUUGCGGCAGGAACUCUAACAGCGUUUUCAAGUGCUGCGUUUACAUUUGAAUACUUAAGUAUAAUUUCAUAUACAUUUAUUAUAUUAACAUUUUUUUUAAUGGUUUUGUGGAUGGCAAGAAGAACCCAUUUACUUAAUCCAAAACCAAUAUUUUAGCAUUUGUUACUUUUUUUAGUUUUUUUUCUUUUUUAAGAAUAUAUAGAAACAAUAAUUUAAA
Molecule: messenger RNA, 1866 nt
Organism: Hydra vulgaris (swiftwater hydra)
Lineage: Eukaryota; Metazoa; Cnidaria; Hydrozoa; Anthoathecata; Hydridae
Biological process (GO): transmembrane transport
Molecular function (GO): transmembrane transporter activity
Source: RefSeq, a predicted model, not a curated record